This is a messenger RNA of Coffea eugenioides, 642 nucleotides long. Its product is annotated as cytokinin riboside 5'-monophosphate phosphoribohydrolase LOG5. Bases 1 to 642 code for a protein of 213 amino acids. The record is from RefSeq and is a predicted model, not a curated record. Gene Ontology annotation, cellular component: nucleus; cytosol. The transcript has 7 exons. Gene Ontology annotation, molecular function: hydrolase activity, hydrolyzing N-glycosyl compounds. NCBI's taxonomy places the organism in Eukaryota, Viridiplantae, Streptophyta, Magnoliopsida, Gentianales, Rubiaceae. Gene Ontology annotation, biological process: cytokinin biosynthetic process.
AUGGAACAAAAAGUUGUUGCCAGAUCAAGGUUCAAGAGAGUAUGUGUGUUUUGUGGGAGCAGUUCUGGGAAGAGAGAAUGCUAUAGAGAUGCCGCACUUGAGUUGGGCCAGGAGCUGGUGGCAAGAAAAAUGGACCUUGUAUAUGGCGGGGGAAGCAUUGGGUUAAUGGGUUUGGUUUCACAAGCUGUUCACAAUGGAGGCGGCCACGUUCUCGGGAUCAUACCCAAACCCCUGAUGGGCAAAGAGAAAACUGGGGAAACAAUUGGAGAAGUGAGACCGGUGGCUGGUAUGCAUCAGAGAAAGGCUGAGAUGGCCCGCCAUUCUGAAUGCUUCAUAGCCUUACCAGGUGGGUACGGCACUCUGGAAGAGCUAUUGGAAGUCAUCACAUGGGCACAGUUGGGUAUUCAUGAUAAGCCGGUGGGAUUACUAAAUGUUGAUGGUUAUUACGACUUCCUCCUCACCUUCAUUGAUAAAGCCGUGGAUGAUGGCUUCAUCAAGCCUUCUCAGCGUCAUAUCUUCGUCUCCGCCCCUAACGCCAAAGACUUGGUUCAGAAACUGGAGGAAUACGUGCCAGUGCACGAUGAAAGCAUUGCUAAGGUGAAGUGGGAGGGAGAGCAGCAGCAGCAGCAGCAGCAGCAAUAA